Messenger RNA from Caenorhabditis auriculariae, 10463 nucleotides. The record is from the annotation of a GenBank genome assembly. NCBI's taxonomy places the organism in Eukaryota, Metazoa, Nematoda, Chromadorea, Rhabditida, Rhabditidae.
AUGCGUACUAAAUUGGACAAUAGAAUAAGAGCUUUGAUCGAAAAUGGUGUAGCGAGUGGUCACCGAACACUUUUCGCGAUAGUUGGAGACAAAGGACGCGACCAGGUUUAUAUUUUUCUUUGAUUUCAAAAGUUAUGAUAGAUUUCUUUAGCUAGUAUCAAAAUACCAUCAUAUUUCCAGGUUCCCAUCCUUCACCACAUCGUUUCAAAGUCUUCUGUCGCAGCGAGACCCUCGGUGCUAUGGUGUUACAAAAAAGAACUGGGGUUUUCUUCGCAUCGGAAAAAGAGAAUGCGCGAAUUCAAAAGGAAAUCCGCCGUCUCCAACUCGAUGAAUGUUGGUUUUUUGCGAAAUAUCAUAUCUCAAGUCAUCCUUUUUUGAGGACGCUGAUCCGUUCGAAGUUUUCGUCUCUACAACUAGAAUUCGUUAUUGUUAUUACAACGAAACGCACACGAUCCUUGGAAAUACAUUUGGAAUGCUCGUUCUUCAGGUGAGUAAUCGCUUUUGGAAGUCGGAAAAAGGUAUUGAAAUCAGCGUGGAAUUUCUUCUUGAAACUCAAAAAAAAAAUAGAAAUGAAGAUUUUGAACUUAUGUACAUUAAUAAUUUUGACAGGACUUCGAGGCGCUCACACCGAAUCUUCUGGCGAGGACUAUCGAGACAGUGGAAGGCGGUGGGAUAGUCGUCCUUUUGCUCCAGUCGGUCAACUCGCUUCGUCAACUCUUCACAAUGACCAUGGUCCGUAGAAACCUUUUUUUCAUAGUAGGAAAAAACUUUUGAUAUGGAAAUGUUGUUAUAAUGGCAGCAAUAAGUCGGUCAGAAAGUUCCAAAACUUUUCUUUGUAUUUAUAUUUACAGAGAAGUCAUGUUGGAAGCUUUAUUUUUAAGUUUUGUUAUAAUUCUUAAAAAAAAAACAAGUAAAAGUUUCGAAGCCUUCAUUAACUUAUUUGUAAGCCAUUUUCAGAGUUUCUAAAAUACUGUUUUUGUCGAUUUGCAUCCGUUUUUUACCAUUAAAGGACGAAAUUUUCAAAACUGCAACUUAUAUGAUCAUUUUCAACAUGGGGGGUUCUAGGACGUUCACAGUCGCUACCGGACGGAAGCGCGACAAGACGUCGCGGCGCGAUUCAACGAGCGAUUCAUCUUGUCGCUGGCGAGCAGUCCUGCGAUCGCCGUCCUCGACGACCAGCUUCGUGUUCUGCCCAUCUCCUCCAACAUUUCUCGCGUCCAGCCAAUCGCAUCUAACCUGAAGGUUGGAUUUGAAAAUUUUUUUGAGAAAAAAAAAAUAGUUAUAAUAGAGAUCGAUAUUAUGUAAAGUUUUAAUGGAUAAAAUUUCAGCGAUCUAGAUUUAAGAAUAGGAAAACCACAUUUCUGAAAAAAAAGCGCUUUUUGAUUUGUGUAACUCUGCUACUGGUAUGGGAGUUUUUAAGGGUAUACUUUUUGCUAGAUCCAGCUUGCCCUGGAAAAUGGCACAAGGGAAACCCUCAUAAAAAUAUUCUUUGCUGAAAAUUUUUGCUCAUUUUUUUUAUUUCUAAUCGCCUGAACGUUCCUAUCAUAAAUUCCUGUUUUCGAUUUCACCAGCAAGAGAUCUUGAAAAAGCUCUUUGAAUUGCGGAAAAAUGAAAAGAACGGUUCCAGAACAAAGUGACGGCGUCGGAGAGCGAACUGCUCGGUCUGAAAGAGGCGAUGAAGGAUACGAAGCCCAUCGGGCAGCUCCUCAACAAGUGCCGGACGGCCUGCCAGGCAAAAGCUCUCCUCAGGUUAAAAUAUUGUCCUUUUUGUUGUCUUCUUUUUUUCUAUGUUCUCUUCUUGUACCUACCUGUCAUUUUCAUCAUCACUUUCAGGUAUAUGGACGCAAUCACGGAGAAGAACAAUAACGUGACGUGUUCUCUGACCGCAGCUCGUGGUCGAGGAAAAUCUGCUUCUUUAGGUUUGAAAUUGAUCAUUUCUCUUCGUCUUCUUAUCAUGUCAGUUUGAAAAAAAAAAUCAGAAAUUUUUUUUUUUUUGGUAGUAAAUUAGAUAAAAUAGGUAGGCCAAGCGUUGCUGAAGACUUCAUUGUGAUUUUAUUUUAUUUAUUUAUUUUUUGAAGUUCAAUGAAUUUUUUUUUGUUUGAAAUCAGGAGAAUAUCGUUUGAUAUGAUAGAAAACUUGUCGCAGCAAGAAAUAUCAGUCACCAAAUUCGAAAAAAAGGUUGAUUUUCUAAUAGUUUCAAGCUCCUUAUUUCUUCCAAUUUUUCUUUUUUUCUCUUUUAUUUCUGCAGUUUUUUUUUGGUUUUUGCAUUUCCUGUUGUCAGGUGUAUAAUAGCUCUGCAGUUUUGAACUUAAGAAUCCCUUGAAAAGCUUGAAAAUCAAAGUCUUACCGCGGAAACUUCUGAUUCUCCAAGAUUUAGUUAUAUUUUUCAUUCUCUGACGGCUAUUUCGAUUUUCUCGGGACCAUUUUCAGCAAGGCAAUACAUUUCAAACAAGAUUAAACGAUAAUAUUUGAGUUCUUGUGUAGCAAAUAGAUGUAUUUGAAAUGAUUGCACUUCUAAAUGAUCCUAAAACAUAGCUUUCUAAGGCCUUGCGCUCGCUGGAGCGAUCGCUUUCGGCUACACGAACAUUUUUGUGACUUCGCCGACGCCUGAAAAUUUGAGGACCCUUUUCGAAUUUGUCGUCAAAGGUCUUGAAGCGCUCGAUUAUCAGGUUUUUUUUUCACGUUUAAAGCUGAAAUUUUGAAUUAAUACUUUUUUUAAUAUGUAAAUUCUGUGAGAAAUACUUUAAGAGAAAGGGAAUCUGAUAAAAAAGGCUUUUCUGUUUUCUUUUGCCAAAAACUUCUCCUUGCAGGAGCACACCGACUACGACCUGGUUCAGUCGUUGAACCCGGAUUUUCGCAAGGCCUUGGUUCGUGUCAACGUCUUCCGCGAGCAUCGACAGUGCAUUCAGGCAAGUUUCCGAGAGUUCAUCCAGUUUUUAUGAUUUCUUUAAUUGAAAGAAUCUUUUUAUGUUUCUAAACACAAUCCUUUGACCUCAGGGUCACAACAGUCUUUUUGCUCAAAUUCGUGAAAACAUUUGAUUUUCACGAACUGUGAUCACAUACAAUAGCCAUCUCUUAAAUCGAGAAGAAGUAACGGUUCAAAAAAGUUGUGUCCGCAUAUACCAUAAUGGACUAUCAUUUUGAGCAAAGUUUUUAUCGAAAUUAAAGUUUAUUUUUCUGUCGCGAUUUUUUUGUACUUGUUCCUGAUUCCUGAAAAUACAAAAAAAUAAAUCAACGGCAACAAAGGAAAAAAAUUUUUAGAACCUAGCUAUUUUUGGCGGAAUAUUGUUUCAGAUGCUUCAAUUUCUGGAGAUUUUUUAAAUAAAUUUCAAAGGGAAAUUUUUUUUUGAAAUGUGUUUUUCUUUAGUUUGAAAGGCUCAUCAAUCGAGAAAAAUGUUUACUUUGAAAAAUAGAGAAAGACUUUCAGUACAUACAGCCGCACGAUUCUGCCAGAUUGAGCCAAGCCGAGCUGGUCGUCGUCGAUGAAGCCGCGGCGAUUCCCUUGCCCCUCGUCAAAGACCUCAUCUCAGGUUUCCAUUUUGUUUCGACAUUGUUUGGAGCUUGGUUGAAAAUUUUAUUAUUUUUUUCCCUUGAUAGAUUUCUUUUCGGUUUUUGCUUCGUUAGUUAAAAAAAAAAAUAAAACAUAGAAUUUUGAUGGAAAACAAAAUCUCGAUUCAGGUCCCUACUUGGUCUUCCUUGCCUCGACGAUCAACGGAUAUGAAGGUACCGGUCGCAGUUUGUCGCUCAAAUUGCUCAGCCAGCUCCGACAGCAAUCGAUUGGUUCCAAAAAAGGAGAAAAGUCAGCCGCCAGCAAAGGUGCGAAUUUGCUCUUCGGCACUCUUUUUUCAUUUCUCGAUUACAGGCCGCGUCUUACACGAGAUAACCAUGGAAGAGAGUAUUCGUUACAAGCCUGAAGACGAGGUAUUUGGGUUAUUAAAAAAAAAGUUGUAAUCGUGCGAAUCGUGCGGCUGUAUGUACUGAAAGUCUUUCUCUAUUUUUCAGCAAAAAACUUGAAUAUAUUUCAAUAUUGUUAUAUUUCAAGUUUUUCCCAUCUUACCGUGAAAAGAAAUUGCUUUAACGAUAGUUUGAAAAAAAAUUAGAGUUUGAAAAAAUUUGAAUCAUGUUUUUCUCUUUAUUUUUUCACUUGGAAAUAACAUUUUUACAGGUCACCUCGAUAGUUUUCCUUUUCCUGUUGUUAGGACUAGAAUAUUAGGCCUUUUUUCAUUUUUCAUUCCGUUUCUUUCAAACAAAUUACUACCCGGUAAUGCGGUCCGGACGUGUCCGGGCAUUUAUAGUGACCACUUCAGUGGCAUUGGCACUCUUAAGGGAUCCCUAGAACUUUUCAAAACCGUCCGGUUUUCGAUACCGAGGUCCGCGUAGGAGGAAACAAGAAAUAAGUCGUUAUCUGUAGAGCGCAUAUGAUCUAGGCUCCUUGAACUGUUUUUUUUUAUUAUCCGGAAGCUCUGCUCGAGAAGUCUUCGUUUUUGCAAAAACUGAAAGUUCGUAGAUGCGUAAUCAGAAUAUUACCGAUCCAAGCUUAUUAAUUCAAUUGGAAAUUGGGAAAUGCUCAGGUGGAGAAAUGGCUGAACCGGGUUUUGUGCCUCGACGCCACCGGAACUUCCCUCAAGCUGACGUGUGGCGCUCCGCCUCCCAACGACUGCGAACUGUAAGAAUUUUAGAAUUCUAGUCUCUAGACACGAACAUUCAACCGAACUACCAAUUCUAAAAUUAAACAUGUUCAAUUUCCAACAUUUUAUCUUGUACUCGAUGUCUGAAAAUUGCCUAUUAUAACGGAUUUCGUCGGGGUUUUUCUAACUUCUAGACCUGUUUUCUCGAAAAUUAGGAAAUUGUGCAGGUUAGGAUGAUUUUCAGAAGGUACAUCAAAAAUUUUUCUAGUAAAUUUUCUGAAAAUUCUCGACCGUGCGGUGAAAUUAUCGGACUUUGAACUAUUCAGGCUUCUUCAAAGUUUUCAAAUAACUCAAAAUAAUUCAAAAUAAUGAACAAGCGCUUAUUUGAAAAUUCGAUUUUGACGACUGCAGUAAAAAACAAUUUCCGUCCUGCGACUUAACUUUUUUUUCUAACAUCAGCUACUUUGUCAACCGCGACACGCUGUUCUCGUUCCACACGGCCUCCGAAAACUUCCUACAACAGCUCAUGGCGAUCUACGUCUCGGCCCACUACAAAAACAGUCCCAACGAUUUGCAAGUCUGUUCGAGAAGCCAAGAUUUUUUCAAAGAGAAGGAGUUCAGAUGCUCAGCGACGCCCCCUCGCACAAUUUGUUCGUUUUGAUGGCGCCCGUGGACAAGAAGGUCUCCUCGAUUCCAGAGGUUUGCUUCCAUCUACAGAAUAAGAAUUUGUGGAAUUUUACUCUUCUAGGAACGCUUUUUCAAGCUUAACCUGUCAAAAUCUUUUUUUGGAUUGUAGAGAAAAAAAUAGGGUUGAAAAAACUUCUGUUGUCACUCACUUUCUUACUUUAUGACAAUGACAUCUCUGAAGUUCAUGACCUAUUUUAAGAAUUUUGUCUAGAAUAAAAAAUUUAAAAAUCCUCGAAAUGCUCCGUCAUGUCAGGAUUGUGCAUUUUUCAAAGAUUCAAUGACGUCAUUCCGAGAAUUUGCUUAUUUUUUUUUAUCAUGAAUAAGAUUGCACGGUUAUUUUCGAAAAGUGGAAGAUUAUAAUUUUUUAAAAACCCUUUUUGAAUAAUUUCUGUUUUGUUCAAGUUUCUUUCAUCGCUGACUGAAGAUAGCACUUGUGGAAGGUCUUGAAAGGAUCAGCAAAAAAGUGAGCCCCAAUUUGAGUUUUCAACAUCUUUCUAUCAUUUUUCCUAGCUAGCGGUGAUUAGAAAACAAUAAAACUUGCGAUAUAUGCUCCUGACUACUAUAUGUAAUUUUGUGACCAAUUUAAGGUUUUGGCUAUUGUGCAAGUUUGCAUCGAAGGCGAACUGAGCAGCGAAACAGUCUCCGAUGGUUUGGCGAAGGGAAAAAGAGCGGCCGGCGACCUUCUUCCGUGGACCAUUUCUCAGCAGUUUUUGGUUAUCUUAGUCUUCGAUUCCAUCUCGAAAAACUGUCUUUUCAGGACUCUGAUUUUUCGACAAUGUGUGGAGGCAGAAUCGUCCGCAUUGCGGUUCAUCCAGAUUAUCAGGUAAUUGAGUUGUUGAAAGGAGUUUUGGAGUUUUCGAAUAUUUAAUUUUAUUCUUUCAAUCGCAGAAAGUUGAGCCUAGUUUAUGAAGUCAUCAGUAUAAUCCCCAAAAAAAAUUAGUCACAGCAGUUUCUAAAAAGGAAAAAAUAGUUAAAAGUCGUUUAUUAUAGGCUGACUGUGUAUCGAAUUGUUGAAAAAUUAGAGAAAACGGAACAAAAACUAAAAAAGAAAUCGUGCAGAACAUGGGCUAUGGAAGCAAGGCUCUGGAACUGCUGGAAAUGUACUAUUUGGGACGAGUGAGAAGUUUGGACGAAGAUGAUCCGACGACGACGAAAACGGCGGCACGACGUGAAACGGCUGAAUCUAUUAAGGUGGGGUGAAUGUCUUUGUCGAGAUUUUAGUUAAAAAAAAACGAAAGGAAAUAGUAAAUUUCUCAAAGAAACUUAGGAGAAAAUAAUUUAAAAGAAAAAAAAUUGAAAAACGUGGCCGGAAUUUUUUUAAAUGCAAACGCGCUUCGCUACUGCGCGCAUCGGAAUAUCGGAAUGUCGUUCGGUGAAAUUGCAAGUCGUAGCAGUCAGACUUUACAAGGAGAGAAUUUUCUAGCGUCAAUUUAGGAAAUACAUGAAUUUUUGCGUGAACCUUCUUUCAGUUGUUGUGAAAUCCUAUCACAAAAGUUUCGCCGUAACUUGAUUAAAUUACAAAAAUGAUGAAUAAUAUUUUUUUUUGAAAUCCGGUGACCCUAAUGUUUGCAAAGUUUCACUUAAAUUUCAUCCCUUAAUCAGAAAAAAAUAUAUUAAAACUUCCCGGAUAGAUAACUGUUCAUAGCCAAUUUCAACUUUUAGAACACACCGGAAAUUUUUUUUUUUUGAACUUGUCCCCAAAAAAAUGAACUUAUUCAGGAUGGUCAAACAGUUGAGCUUCUGGAGGAGCGGAUCGAACCAAGGUCCGGCUUGCCUCCGCUUCUGCUCAGACUCCAAGAGAGAUGUCCCGAAAAGCUGGACUAUUUGGGUAGAACUCACCUGCGUUCUCUUUCAUUUCAAGUCUUUUGCAGGCGUUUCUUUUGGUCUCACCCUGCCCCUGCUGAAAUUCUGGAAACGAGCUGAGUUUGUGCCGGUUUACCUGCGCCAGAACCCGAAUGAACUUACCGGCGAAUACACCUGCAUAAUGCUGAAAGGAGUGGAUCAAGGAGAGGAAAGUCCAGGUAAGAGAAAAAUGAAAAAAAUUAAAGUUCUAAAGUUUCAGAAGUAGCGACUUGGUUGGGAUCUUACUGGAGCGAGUUCCGACGAAGGCUCGUCCAGCUUCUCUCCUUCGAGUUUCGGUCUUUCUCAGCCCAACUCGCCCUUUCUUUGCUCCAGUUGAAAAGCAAACGUGUUAGCGGAUCGUCACUCCCAAAUGGUUCUUUUUCUAAUUAUUUUUAAAUUAAAUUAGAGUUACUUGAGUUUUUUUGAACAGGGCAUUUGAAAUGCUUAGAAGGGAAUUUCAAGCCCAAGUUUUGAUUGAACUUGAGAGGAGUGUACUUUAGGACCUACUAAAAACACGUUUUCAGGAAGUUUCUCGCUCCAAAAUUAAGAUAAUGUUACUUAAAAUUCAGUUAAGUUUUAUAAAAAAUGCUGCCGCGGCUAAAAAAAACAGUACAGGAAGUUUUUGCCCUCUAAGAACAAGAAAACCCCUUUGAUUCAAUAUAAAGUUAUGCUAAACCUGUAAAGUUUUAGUUUUUUUAAUUUUAUGACAACUUAUGUUUUAUUUGAAACAUCGAUCAAGUGACCAAAAGCUUCGUAUCACCAGAAAUUAUGAAAGUUUAACUUUAAAAUCAAAAGCCCCAAAAUUAGAAACUGAGUGCGGCCUAAAAUUCUAGAAAAAUGAAAGGCUCGACAAAGGGACUUCUUUUGGUGCCUUUUCUGAGCCCUUUCCCUUUUAGCGUCCAUUAUCCACCCUUGACUUUGCCCGAGUUAUGAAGAAGUUUCAGAAGUGAGCAGAGAGGAGCUCUCCCUGUGGCUGAGCAACACGGAUCUGCGCCGUCUGGCCAUGUUCGGCCGCAACAUGCUCGACGUCCAGAUCACCAUGGACCUUCUGCCGCGCGUCGCCAGCCUCUACUUUGAGCAACGACUUCCCGCCACGGUAUCUGACCCAAAAAAUUUAAAACCAAUCGUUCAAGCUCACGAAAAAUGUUCAUAACAGCGAUUCCUGUCAGCAUGGUAUCAAAAGGCCAAAUUUGAGUGGAACUUAAUAAGUUCACGAAACUGAAAUUUCCCGAAUCGGACAACAUAGUAACUGUCUUGAAAAGAAAACUUGAUUUUAAAUAAAAUAAUGAAACUGCAAAUAUUGAUAUCGCCAAAUUUUAUUCUGGCCUGUGGCGCCUUCAGAGAAACUUAGUCUCAAUCAAACCCCUUUUUUGCCAGCUAUGAAUUGAUGUUAAUCAAAAUCAUAAUUAUUCCAUAUUUUUCUUCUUUUAUCAAUAUAUAUUCAAAAAAAGUUUAUUCUUGACAAGAUAGUGGGCAAGUAUAAGUUUUUUUCUGUAAUAAUUAUUUUUUUCAACUUUUUUUCUCCCUCUUCGACUUUUUGACUUCAAAAAAACAUUGAACCUUUUUCUUUUUUUGAACGUGACAGAAAGUGGACAUUGAGGAUGAGAGAAAUAAUAAUUACCGAUUUUCAUAAUUUAAUUAUUGGGUGAGUUGAGUUGAGCUCACCUAUGGAUAAAAAAACACGGGCACGCGAUGUUGAAUUUCAAAAAAAUUGGUACCUUUGAAAAGACCGCGUCGCUUUUGUAAUUAUAGUUUUGACAAAAAUUUUAUUUGCAAAAGUUAUUUCAAUAGUAUAAUUAUUUAUUUAGAGCGCGAAUCCAUUAUUUAUAAAUAGAGUUUUUUUCAUGGUAUACUUUCAGUUAAAAAAUUUCAAUCCAAAUUCCAGGUAAAAUCUGGGGAGUUUUUUUUUUUUCAAACUGAUGAUUUUGAGAGUUUUACCCUGACUAUCACCUUUUUUGGUUAUUUGUAUUGUUCAGCAAAAACUUGCCGUUGCACAAUCAGCGAUUCUCCUUGCGGUCGGCCUUCAAAAGAAAUCUUUUGAAAGCGUCGCAUCAGAGUUGGAUAUUCCUUUGAACCAGGUGAUUUAGGAAUUCGAAUUAAAAAAAAUACUUUUUUGAUCAGAUUUUCGCGCUUCAUACGAAAGCGAUUCGUAAAUUGGCCGACACUUUUGAUGAAAUCUGUCAAGUUUCCAUCCGGUACGUUUGCGGACCCCUCGAAAUUCUGAUGAGAAGUCUUUCAGGAAAGAUCUCGAGGAGAAGGAAGCGGCCAUCGCGGCGACGAAGGCCGAAAAUGGCGGCUCAGACUUGAAGCCACUUUCUGUGAGCCUCGAGGUAGGUCUGAAAAUCGAUCUUUGAACAUGCGUAACAAGGGAAAAAAUCAAUAAGUCCUUUUACUGGUUAGAGGAUAACUUACGAAAAAUUUGAAAAAUAAGAAAUAUUAUUAACUUUCAUCCUCAUCUAUCUAGGUAGAUUUGAAAGAAAAAUUAAAUUAAUUUUUGCCUGUGCGGUUGUACUGAUUUUAUUUACUUAUACUCGAAAGGAGGUGAUGACAGCAUAUUGAAAAAGACAUUGGCUCUGAAAAAAAACAUUGAGAAAAAUUUUUAAAAACGUGAAAAAAACCUAGUUUUCAAUAUUCUUGCAACUUAAAUUACUGUCCACGAAACUAAAGGAAAAGGUCAAAAAUUUAGGAUUAAGGAAAUAAAGCGGCUCACGUGACGUCUUAAAAUAAAAUUCCAACGCAAACCGCGUUUUUUUAAAAUAUUUUUUGGGACGAAAUAAGAAUAGAUCAAACAUCGUGCUUUUGAAAGAAGCUGGAUGGUGGACAUUUUUUUCAAAAAAAAGUUAGAAAGUUGGAACAUUUUUUUACGGGACAGUUACCUUGUUUCAGAGACAUGCUUUGUGCAUGCAUUUAGAAAGAAAAAAAAAUGAGAUUUUCAUUAUUUUGAAAAAAGGGGUGUUUUAGGAUGAGUUGGAGUCUGCAGCGACGGAAAUCCGAAAACGACAAGAACGCGAUCGGAAAACGCUCCUAGCUGAGCUCGGAAGGGACUUGAAGAAGUACGAGAUCUCAGCGGAGCAGAAAGAUCUGGAAGAAGUAGGGUCGCUUCUCCUCCGGAGAGUAUAAGUGGAAGUUCUAGGCUUUUGACAACGGAGGCAUGAAGUUCGCCGGAACCAUCGCUGUCAAAAACAAAAGGUCGACUUUCUUUUUCCAAUUCUCAAGUCUGAUCUUUACUUCAGACCGCACAAUCAAGUGGAAAUCCCCGACGAAAAAUCAGGAGAGAAGAAGAAGAAGAAGAAAUUGAAACGAUAA